GUGGAGGGAAGGCAUGAUUUUUUCCAAAAAUUCAGUCAAGGAGGAAAUCAUGUUUGCUAACCUUUUAAGACGAUUGAAAGGGGAUCUAGUGGGUAUUCCAGGAGUGGUAUAUAGCGACCAAAUAGAUAUUGACAAAGAAUUGGAAAGACAUCAGUCGGUACGAUGGCUCGGAGAGUUGCGUAAUGCCCGCAUGGAGACGGUACCUUCUGAGCUUGCGGAGGCCGACGUCACCCAGCAGCACUCCAUUCCCGGCCCUGAGGAUCAACCCUAUACAUUUUGGGAACGCGUUGGGUUGGUGCCAGUGCACCCUUCACGAGUUCGCGCUCGGCAGUACUACCACCCCGUCACAGAUUUUGCUUUGUACGACUACGACGAGGUUUCACCGGAGGAAAAGGAGCUGACCGCUCGGUGGAUGGUGCGGGUGAUGGAGUUCAACACCGCCGUUCCGGCGGGAAUCCUAUGCACCGCUGCCUGCCUUCUUCUGCCUCUCCACACGGUCUACCGGAUGCCACUUCUCACCGCCGCUGCGGUCACUGGUGUGGGGGUCGAAGUGACUCGGUCCUACAUGGCAGCCUUUAAGGAAAGACAGGAUUUAGAUGACUUUAUCUUAGCCAAGGAGAUUUGGUACAUCAAAAAUGUCGAAACCUAUCAGCUAGGGAUUCCACGUAUGCCACGUGGACGGGAGAGGGAAUAUCAAUCAUAUCUUGAUUCAAGUAAUCUUUCUCAGACAAGGGAGUUACCACAAGAGUUGGUAGACAGUUUACGCUUUUAGUUUCUUUUUUCACUGUAUGCAUGCUUGUAUGAGGAAACUGGGAGGGAAGGGGACAGGUCCUACACGAAAUUUGGAGGAGUAUGAGUGAACUAAUCAAGUGCAUAUGCCUUCCAUAUGAUGCCGAUGACACGUUAAUUUACAUUUGCCGCUAUGACAAUUCUGUCA
Molecule: messenger RNA, 937 nt
Organism: Phytomonas sp. EM1
Lineage: Eukaryota; Euglenozoa; Kinetoplastea; Trypanosomatida; Trypanosomatidae
Source: the annotation of a GenBank genome assembly